Dendrobium catenatum is the source of this 3076-nucleotide messenger RNA. RefSeq lists its product as uncharacterized. The transcript has 7 exons. NCBI's taxonomy places the organism in Eukaryota, Viridiplantae, Streptophyta, Magnoliopsida, Asparagales, Orchidaceae. The coding region runs from base 259 to 2763 and encodes 834 amino acids. The record is from RefSeq and is a predicted model, not a curated record.
UCUGCAUCCCUACGCUUCGGAUCGGCUAUGCGUCCCUUUCUUUUCGCUUUCUUCCAUAAAAUACAAAAAGAAGCGCACCAAAUCUGAGGAAAGGGAAGAAAAAUAUCGUUCUUCUUCUACUCCGCAAUUCUAUUGGAUCUCCGUUGCUCGAUUUUCUGAUUGUGUGUUCGCCGUAGCCCGUCGGCGAGCAAGAAAUCGGAGAUCAUGUAGGUUUAGGGGUACGAAAGAUCCUACUGAUCCGGGGAAGAAACGCAAGAAAUGCCCGAUUUCCGGCACAAGAGGGAGGAAGCUGACUUCGAUUUCGUGGUCCGCGGUAGCCUGGAUGGAUGCGUUAGCAGCUGCAGUUCGAACCGCGGCGGCGCCGAUGUGGAAGAUGACGAUCUGGCCGAAGAUGACGCCCCCGACUUGGUCGCUCGCCGGCGCCGGCGUUCCGCUCUAGAGGGAGAUGACAUCGCUGAAUCGUCUGCUGCUGCCCGGAGGCACUCUCGGAUCUUGAGCAGAUGGGUCGCACGCCACGCCGAGGAAAUGAUCACCAACAUCGAGCGGCGGAACCGCGAGUCCGAGCUUAUGGCGCUUGCGGGGCUACACACGGUCUCUACGUUGGAUUCCUCUUUUCUCAGGGAGUCCCGACGCUCUCCUUCGUCGGUGGAGCGGCCGGUUGCUGCUAGGGCUUCGGCGAUACUGCAGAGGUGGCGGGAGCUGGAGGACAUGUCCGGUGCGAGGGAGAGGAGAAGCAGCGCUUCCGGUGUUAGGGUUCGGUCAGAGAGAAGAGCGGCUACUGAAAGCGACGAUAACGGCUAUAGCCAGUGGGAUCGGGAACCUCUGGGACCAAGUAACGAAGAGGAUAAUGUCGAUGAUGAUGCUGAUAGAAGCUCUAGCAGGGAGCAGUCUCCGGAUCCUGGAGAUGGUGAGAGGGAGAGGGUGAGACAGAUAGUUCGGGGUUGGAUGGCUGAGGAAAGGAUAAGAGAAUCGUCGGCUCCGGACUUGUCACCAAGAAAUGAGAGCCCAAGAUCGGAAUGGCUUGGUGAGAAUGAAAGGGAAAGGGUGAGGUUGGUGAGGGAAUGGGUCCAGAUGUCUAGCCAACAAAGAGACCCUCGAGCAAGCAGGAGGGAGGGGCCUGAUCCAAAUUCGAAUCGUGAUGGUUCAGCGAUCGAUCAUCAUGAUGGGCAGGUGGAGCAUGUGAGGAGGGCCUCUCUAAGGAUACGUGGAAGGCAGGCUCGCCUUGAUCUAAUCAUGAGGAUGGCUAGGGAGAGGCAGAGGGAGAUUCAAGGAUUAUCAGAGGUGAGAGCUGUUUCGGGAUUUGCUCACCGAAGUAGGAUUCAGUCAUUACUCAGAGGAAGAUUCUUAAGAAAUGGAAGUACCACCGCUGAGGAUGGAAGACCAAUCUCUGUUGCAGCAAGAGAGUUAGGUCAGCUAAGACAAGGGCAUCCAGUCUCAGGUUUAAGGGACGGAUUUCACUUCAGGCCGCAGGGCAUUGAUGUUGGUCAGCGUAAUAGUCAAGUUGACAAUCUUUCUAGUACUAGUGUCAGUGAUUCCAGGAGUGAUCGUUUACAUUCAACAAAUGCAGUGCAGCAGUCAAAUUACAACCAUGAUCAAUCUGAAUCCAGAACCGAGACCAAUGAAAAUCAACUGUCAGAUUCAGCUCAGUUAGAAAGCAAUAGACCUCUUGAUGACAUGGAGUGGCAAGAAUCUGCUAAUCAAGCUGAACUUUGGCCUGAUGAAUCCUUAGAGCAUGGUAGAAGGGAGUGGCAGCAGUCUACUGAAGGUGGCUUGAGUGAGUGGCAUGAUGAGGCAGAAGAAUCUGAUAGUAACUGGCAUGAAAAUACAGACCAGGACUGGUUUCACAGAACACCGGAAGAUGCUGCGGAUGGUCAUCUACCAGAUUCAGAUGAUUGGCGUGAUAAUGAUUCACAAGCGACUGUCGAGAACUGGCUAGAUGAACCUUCUCAUCCUACAAGAAAUCAGUUUGAUGUUCCCACUAGUAGUGUUAAUAGAUUUGUUCAAUCUGAUGAUGAAAAUGUUCACAGUUUGGAACUUCGGGAACUUCUAAGCAGGAGAAGUGUCUCAAAUCUUCUCCAUAGUGGGUUUCGGGACAGUUUGGACCGGUUGAUACGGUCAUAUGUCGAGCGACAAGGUCGUGCUCUACUUGAUUGGGAUUUACAGCGAACUUCAACUCUUGAAUCCACAGAAGAUAUGGACCAGCAGAGGGAAGAUAUAGAACAGCAGAGGGAAGAUCCUAGAGAUGAUCGAGAAGAUAAUACUGUCAGGCCUCCCGUUGUCAUACCACCUCCACCUGCACCGCCAAGACAGCCAAUUUGGCAUUCUGUACUCUAUCGUAAUAGCUGGAGCAGACGGAACAUGCAUCGAACUGAUAUUGAAUGGGAUGCCAUUAAUGAUCUAAGAGCUGAAUUGGUGAGACUUCAGCAGGGGAUGAGUAACAUGCAGAGAAUGCUGGAGGCAUGCAUGGAUAUGCAGUUGGAGCUUCAACGUUCAGUUAGACAGGAAGUUUCUGCAGCUUUAAAUCGCUCUCAGGGGGGAGAAGGUUUGUGUGAAGAUUGGUCGGCUGAUGGAUCCAAGUGGACUAAUGUAAAGAAUGGGACGUGCUGCAUUUGCUGUGAUGUUCACAUCGACUCGCUUUUGUACAGAUGCGGGCACAUGUGCACCUGUUCCAAAUGCGCCAAUGAGCUAGUUCGAACUGGAGGAAAAUGCCCUCUUUGCCGUGCUCCGAUUAUUGAGGUGAUUCGAGCUUAUUCCAUACUGUAAUAUAAAUUCUUAGAAACCGAUUUUAAAAGGUUCAUUAAAAAAUGAGGUAAAGAAGCAAAAAAAAUAAGGUUUUUUUGGGAGGUGUUGAGAUUUUUGUCUACUGGAAGUGUUGGCCAGUUCCUCUCUCUGGGCUGUGUAUCUAUUAGUUUGUCCGCCAUUUUUUAUUUGCCUCUUUGUUCAUUGUCCAUAAUAUUAUAAAACAUUUUAAUGUUUCCUGUGUACGAUGAGAGAACACUGUAGCUUUUUUUUUUUUUCUACUGGUUGACAUUACAGAAGAGGGCAAUUAAUGAAAGAAAUGAAUUCUUUUGCUUUA